Molecule: messenger RNA, 2613 nt
Organism: Podarcis muralis (Common wall lizard)
Lineage: Eukaryota; Metazoa; Chordata; Lepidosauria; Squamata; Lacertidae
Source: RefSeq, a predicted model, not a curated record
GCGCGCCCCACCCGCCGCCCUUAGACAGGCCUCGACCUCCCCGCUCGCCUCAGGCCUAGGGGGGCCCCUCGCUCUCAGGGGAACCGCGGAAAGCUUCCUUUCAAAAAUCCGGAUUAAUAAAUCCGGAGUGGCCUUGGUCCCUUUUAAUCUUACUUUACCUGUAAUUCCCCCCCCCAAAAAAAAAAAAUUAGGGACGGAUGUUACUUGGCUGGGGAAACAGAAGGGGAGUGUCUGCUUUUCCGCCCAAAGUGAUUGAAAUGGAGGACUCAGUGGGACGUUACGACUUCUACAUUGGACUGGGCCUGGCUCUCAGCUCUAGCCUGUUCAUUGGAGGAAGUUUUAUCCUAAAGAAGAAGGGACUUCUCAAGCUAAGUAGCAGAGGUGCUGUCAGAGCAGGUCUAGGGGGUCAUGCAUAUCUGAAGGAAUGGAUGUGGUGGGCAGGGCUACUAACUAUGGGAAUUGGAGAAGCUGCCAACUUUGCUGCAUAUGCUUUUGCACCUGCAACACUGGUCACACCUCUAGGAGCGCUAAGUGUUUUAGUCAGUGCAGUUUUAGCCUCCUACUUCCUGAACGAGCACCUAAACAUCCAUGGGAAGAUCGGCUGUAUCCUUAGCAUUUUAGGCUCCACUGUGAUGGUCAUCCAUGCCCCACAGGAGGAAGAGGUCUCCAGCCUGGAGUCAAUGGCGGAGAAACUAAAGGAUCCAGGAUUUAUAGUGUUUGCUGUGUGCAUGCUGGUGAGUUCAGCUCUUCUCAUCUUCGUGGCUGGGCCUCGCUAUGGACAUAGCAACGUCUUAGUGUAUGUUUUGAUCUGCUCUGCCAUUGGUUCACUCUCUGUCUCGUCUGCGAAAGGCUUGGGUAUUGCCCUGAAAGAACUGUUUGCUGGGAAGCCUGUCUGGAAGGAACCGUUGAGCUAUUUGCUUUUUAUUUGCCUUGUGAUCUCCAUCACCAUCCAGAUCAACUACCUGAACAAGGCCUUGGAUAUCUUCAACACAUCUGUAGUCACCCCCAUCUAUUACGUCCUCUUCACCACAGCAGUUAUGACUUGCUCUGCCAUUCUCUUCAAGGAGUGGCAGCAUCUGGUUCUGAUGCACAUCAUUGGCACCAUCAGUGGCUUCCUCACCAUUGUCCUUGGCAUCUUCCUACUGCAUUCUUUCAGAGACAUCCCCUUCACUGCAGACCUGCUGCCUCUUUUCCUGAAGGAUAACCAAACAAAUGUGCGAGCCGCUUCUUGGAGAAAGGGGGACAAGCAUCAGUCCUGUCUUCACCAGCCCCUUUUGGACUCUGAGGACACCCACAAAGAGGGGACAGAGAAAGCAGAGGAGCAAUAUGGCCAAAGUUUAUGAAAGCUAGCACAUUAUACAUAGCCUUUUGGCUUAAAAAAAAGAUAUAUCCCAAUCCAUUUUCCAUGUUCCAAAGAGCUUCUUAAGACUGCUGCUGUUUUCCACUAGAAAAGUUGAAUCAGAUUCUAAUAAGCAACACUGAACUAUUUGAAAUGCCUUUUUGUGCGAGUCCUUUCACUGGUAACAUACUUGAACCAAAUUAGAGACCCAAUCAGGUCAAGCUAGUGCUCAGCAAGUGGCAGCCCUAGAGCUAAACUUGCUGUCGCCUGCAUUCCUUCCCGUGCAUCCAGAAGUGAUGUGGAGGACAAGAAAGAAAACCAGAGACAAAAAUAUGUGCACCUGAGGGGUUUUGGACCAGCCCCAACACAAAAAACGAGUUUCAAAAGUAAUGGGUGAUGUGGCAUUGGUAAGGAGGGUGUGAAUUGCUCAGGGGGUGUUGCAGAGUAAGCAGAAGCAAAAUACUUCAGUCUUCUAGUCAGAGGUAGGAAUGCACAGCAGAAUUUCUCUUUCUCUUGUAAUCUGCUGAAGGUAACUCAAAUCUCGGGGAAUGGGAAAAGUAGAAAAAUAUGCGUAUGUGUAUGACUAGUAUGUGGACAAACAAGUGUGUGCAAGAGAGAGGAGGGUUUCUCCCUGUGUUUUCUUCCUCUGGGUCAUUUUAAAGAACACAGAUUAAGGGAAGACACAUGAGAACACAAGGACAAGCUGGCAUGGACAGCAGACCACUUGGGUUAUGGAAAAGCUUGGCUCUAUCAUGUAAAGUGCCCCACUGAUAAAACAAGGAUAUAAGCAAUGAGUUCAGCUCUUGAAUGAGCUCUACAUUGCUGUACUUCAGAAUCAGAAUGCACAGAAGUUCUGUAAAACGUAACUGUUUUAACUCAGUAUGCAAGUCUCUCUUAUGAGAAUGCAGCUGCUACUCUGUUUACAUGCCUGAUCUUAAUAACAGUGCUCUACCACUUUCUGAAUGUAAGGACAGUGCAUUUUAAGUGCCUUAAAAAUUAACUUCUCUUUAAAGUAUUAUCGGGGGUUCUACGUCUCUUGGGUACCUUUGCAAACCAGAGAACCUGUUGUAAGACACACACAAGCACAUAUUCUGUUGGCUACGAUAGAAUGCUUAUUUCUCAUUUCAGUGGGGGGAGAGGAGAACAAGAGGGCACUGGUUGUCAGGGAAGCCCAGUGCCACAGGGGCUGUGUUGAUGAUCACUUAAUGUUGAUGAUGUAUUAAGGUUGACAGUUAAUUUAUUUCAAAUAAAUGUUACUUUUCUUUGUACAGCCA